AUGCAUUCUCUCGCUGCGUACACUCUUUUGGCUUCUGCCUCUCUUGCUGUUGCCAUUGACCCCCGCUUUGAGUUCCCCGAUACUGUCCCUCUCGUCAAGCGUCAGCAGCCUGGUACCCCUCAGUACGCCUGCCACGAAGACUGCGGUCUCUUGAUCACUCUUGCUCGUGAUGAUGAGGACUUCUGCGACAGCGAUGAGUGGAACGAGCGCUACGGCCGCUGCAUGUCGUGCGCCAACACGUACGACAUCUGGAAGUACUACGGCAGCGGCGUAGGCCGAGUCGCUCAGCAGUGCGGUCUCACUCCCAAGCCCAGUCCCUCUGGUUCCUCUGGCGCUGCUUCUACUACCGCUGAGGCCAAGCCUUCUUCCACUGCCGCUGAGGUUAAGCCCUCGACUACUGCUGUCGAGAAGCCCGCUACCACUGAGGUCGAGGAGGCCAAGACUACCAAGGCUGAGGAGGAGACUACCUCUGAGCAUGAGCAUGAGGAGACUGAGCAUGCUCACACUUCUACUAAGGCUGGGCACUCUGAGGCUCAUGAGCAUACUACUCUGGCUACUCACGCUGCUGAGACGACUCAUGCUGCCAAUCCUACCAAGACUCAUGAGGCUGGCCACACUUCUGUUGAUGAGAUCGGAACUGUUGGCGUUACUGCUACGUCGACUCCCCUUCCAUCAACUGUCAUUGUCAGUGGUGCUGCCAAGCAGGUCGGUUUCUCCACUGCUAUGGUCGCCGUCGCCUUCGCCAUGUGCGGUCUCUACUAG
Fusarium subglutinans is the source of this 762-nucleotide messenger RNA. RefSeq lists its product as uncharacterized. The coding region runs from base 1 to 762 and encodes 253 amino acids. NCBI's taxonomy places the organism in Eukaryota, Fungi, Ascomycota, Sordariomycetes, Hypocreales, Nectriaceae. The transcript has 3 exons. The record is from RefSeq and is a predicted model, not a curated record.